AUGGAUCUAAUUGGCAAGAUUAAUCCUCCUUCAUCAAAAGGUCAUCAUUGGAUUAUUCUAGCUACCGAUUGCUUUACUAAAUGGGUAGAAGCCGAGGAAUAUGUAUCGGUAACUCAUAAUACCGUUAUACAAUUUUUGGAGCGACAUAUCUUUCACCGAUUUGGAUUACCGGAAACAAUUGUUGCCGAUAAUGGAUCUAUUUUUCGAGCAAAUGAAGUAUUACAACUUGGCCGUGACAUGCAGGUGAAAAUGGUAAUUUCAACACCCUAUUAUGCUCAAGGGAAUGGUCAAGCCGAGGCUUCAAAUAAAGUUGUUAUUGAAAUUAUUGAUAAAAUGAUAAAAGACAAACGAAGGCGUUGGCAUGAAACUCUUUCAGAAGCCUUAUGGGCCUAUAGAAACUCAAAAAGGACAAGUACGGGAACAACUCCAUAUCGGUUAACAUUUGAUCAUGAUGCGGUGUUGCAGAUGGAAUUAAACGUUAAAUCGGCAAGGGUAGCUUUGCAACAUAAUCUCAUACCUGCUGAUUAUAAUGAAGCUAUGCUAAUUGAGUUAGAAGAUUUAGAUGAGGUCCAGAAACUUGCUUUGGACCACCUUAUGGUUCAUAAAGUAAAGUAA
Molecule: messenger RNA, 615 nt
Organism: Cornus florida
Lineage: Eukaryota; Viridiplantae; Streptophyta; Magnoliopsida; Cornales; Cornaceae
Exons: 1
Coding region: 1-615 (204 amino acids)
Biological process (GO): DNA integration
Molecular function (GO): nucleic acid binding
Source: RefSeq, a predicted model, not a curated record